CUUGCCAAUGUCCAGACACUGAAAAAGGAGCCUUGCAGAAAGCUAGAGGGAUACACGGGUCCUGAAGAUUCUAGUAUACACUCAGAACUGAAUCAAAGAAGCUAUAGUCUUGAGAAGGAUCUUCGAAGUGAGAAAAGAUUUGGCUGUAACUGAAACCAAAAUGUCCUGCAUAGAUCCCUAUCAGCACAUUAUAGUGGAGCAUCAGUAUUCACACAAGUUCACGGUGAAUGUGUUAAGGGCCACGAAAGUGACAAAAGGUGCCUUUGGUGAUAUGCUUGACACUCCAGAUCCCUAUGUGGAACUUUUCAUCUCCUCAACUCCUGAUAGCAGAAAACGGACAAGACACUUCAAUAAUGAUGUGAACCCUGUGUGGAAUGAAACUUUUGAAUUUAUCUUGGACCCUAAUCAGGAAAACAUUUUGGAGAUCACUUUAAUGGAUGCCAAUUAUGUCAUGGAUGAGACACUAGGCACAGCAACAUUUCCUAUUUCUUCUAUGAAAGUGGGGGAGAAGAAAGAAGUUCCAUUUAUUUUUAAUGAAGUCACUGAAAUGAUUUUGGAAGUAGCCCUUGAAGUCUGCUCUUCUCCUGACCUUCGAUUUAGUAUGGCUCUGUGUGAUCAGGAAAAAAUCUUUCGACAACAGCGAAAAGAAAAUAUCAAGGAGAGUAUGAAGAAACUCCUGGGCCCAAAGAAGAGUGAAGGCCUGUGCUCAGCACGUGAUGUGCCAGUGAUUGCUGUGCUGGGCUCAGGUGGUGGGUUCCGUGCCAUGGUGGGAUUUUCUGGUGUGAUGAAGGCACUGUAUGAAUCAGGAAUUUUGGAUUGUGCUACAUAUGUUGCUGGUCUUUCUGGCUCUACUUGGUACAUGUCAUCUCUGUAUUCUCAUCCUGAUUUCCCAGAGAAGGGACCAAAGGAAAUUAAUGAAGAGCUAAUGGCCAGUGUCAGCCACAACCCCCUUCUGCUGCUCACACCCCAGAAAGUAAAACGCUAUAUUGAAUCCUUAUGGAAGAAGAAAAGCUCUGGGCAGCCAGUCACUUUUACUGACAUCUUUGGGAUGUUAAUUGGAGAAACCCUAAUCAACAAUAGAAUGAGCAGCACUCUAAGUAGUUUGAAGGAAAAAGUAAAUGAGGCGCAGUGUCCCUUGCCCCUCUUUACCUGUCUCCAUGUGAAACCUGAUGUUUCAGAGUUGAUGUUUGCAGAUUGGGUGGAAUUCAGUCCAUAUGAGAUUGGGAUGGCUAAAUAUGGCACAUUUAUGGCUCCUGAUUUAUUUGGAAGCAAAUUUUUUAUGGGUACAGUUGUGAAAAAAUAUGAAGAAAAUCCCCUUCACUUCUUAAUGGGUGUUUGGGGUAGUGCAUUUUCUAUCCUAUUCAACAGAGUCCUGGGAGUUUCUGGUUCCCAAAAUAAGGGGUCCACCAUGGAAGAAGAAUUAGAAAAUAUUACACCAAAACAUAUUGUGAGUAAUGAUAGUUCAGACAGUGAUGAUGAAUCGCAGGAGCCCAAAGGCACUGAAAAUGCAGAUGCGGAAAAGGAAUAUCAAAAUAAUAACCAAGCAAGUUGGGUUCAGAGGAUGCUAAUGGCCUUGGUGAGUGAUUCAACCUUAUUCAACACUCGAGAGGGACGUGCUGGGAAAGUACAUAACUUCAUGCUGGGCUUGAACCUUAAUACCUCCUAUCCACUAUCUCCUUUGAGAGGCAUCUCUACUCAGGACUCUAUGGAGGAGGAUGAAUUGGAUGCUGCUGUGGCAGAUCCUGAUGAGUUUGAGAGAAUAUAUGAACCCCUAGAUGUCAAAAGUAAAAAGAUCCAUGUGGUCGAUAGUGGGCUCACAUUUAAUCUACCAUAUCCUCUGAUCUUGAGGCCUCAGAGAGGUGUGGAUCUUAUCAUCUCCUUUGAUUUUUCUGCAAGGCCAAGUGACUCCAGUCCUCCUUUUAAGGAAAUUCUGCUUGCUGAAAAAUGGGCUAAAAUGAAUAAGCUUCCCUUUCCCAAAAUCGAUCCUUAUGUGUUUGAUCGAGAAGGUCUGAAGGAAUGUUAUGUCUUCAAACCCAAAAAUCCUGAUGUAGAAAAAGAUUGCCCAACCAUCAUUCAUUUUGUUCUGGCCAAUAUCAACUUCAGGGACUAUAAAGCUCCAGGAAUUCCAAGAGAAACACAGGAAGAGAAAGAUUUUGCUGACUUUGAUAUUUUUGAUGAUCCUGAAUCUCCAUUCUCUACUUUCAAUUUUCAAUAUCCAAAUCAAGCUUUUAAAAGGCUUCAUGAUCUAAUGCACUUCAAUACAAUGAAUAAUAUAGAUGUGAUAAAGAAUGCCAUAUUUGAAAGCAUUGAGUACAGACGACAGAACCCAUCUCGUUGUUCGGUUUCUCUCAGUAACAUUGAGGCACGAAGAUUCUUUAACAAAGACUCCCUAAGCAAACCUUCAGCAUAGGUUGUGUGCUAGAAAGUACAUCCAUUGUCUACGCUUUAAGAGUUUGCAAUCUUAUGACAACUGGAUUUGCCACAGGGCAUCAUUGCUCUAGAAAGCCUGGAUGGAACCAAGUUGAACAGUGAUUUUGCUGCAUGAGAAUGUUGUCUUUCUGAAUUGACAAAUGGCAUUCAUUAUGUGAACACAUACUUAUUCAUGUAUUUCAUCAGUAUAAAUUUCCAAAUGUACUGUAGGAACAUAUAUUGAAUUUUUAAACAUUCCUCACCAGCUGUUUUCUUCACUGUACGAUUUUUUAAAAAAAUGUUCAUUCUUUUUAGAAUAUUUGAGAUGAUUGAUCUCAUGGAGUACUAUUUUACACGGAGUGCAAAUUUUAUCCACUGACUAAAUUUAUCAUUCUGUGAGACAACACUAUUUUUAUUUAUGUAUACAGAAAUGUUAUAGAUGUCUUUAACGAUAUAAAAAUUAUUUUAUGAAUUUUUUAAAAGAUUCAUUGUGUCAGCACUUUGAGUGAACUCAUCCAAUGUUAUUUCUAAGCCUCAGAUUCUCUGCCCCUAAAGCAAGAGAUGAAAAUUGAACAUAAACAACAUUAUUUCACAUUUAUCUAGUGCUUCAUGGCUUACAAAGCACUUUCUUCAUCACAGCCUGAUGGGGAAGGAGGGGAGGGUAUUUUCCUUCUUAUUUUAUGGAUUAGAGAACUGACUCACUGAGCCAGAAUGACUUGCCCUUGGUUACAUAGCUAAGGAGUGUUAGGAUUCAGACUUGGAAUAUGCCAAAUCUGCUCUUCUUUCUUCUACUCCACACUAAUGCCACACCUCUAUAAUCUUCAGACCAUUUAUCUUACGAGUUCCUGAGAUUUGUUUUUAAUAAACAAAUAAUGCAUAUACUCAAAAUGGAAGCAGAAAUGCAGACUCAUUAAAGCAGGUUUAUGUUGCAUGCUUCUCACUACUGUUGCCUUGCCUGUCUAACAAAGGGAACAAGUUUUUUUAAAAAAAAAUUAUUAAUUUAAUUUCUUUUAUUUUGUCUUUUUAUUUGUUUAUUUGUGUUGCAUUUACCCUCAGAAUUAUUUAAGGUGAUGAUAAUGACAGAAGCAAUCUGCUUAUACAGUGGCAGUCCAGCUUUUCCAUUCUCCUCUGCAAUUAUAUAUAUCACAAAGGAUCACUAAAUUUCAUUAUCCCAUUGCUGUUAUUUCUUAUCUCCUGAGCUACAGUAGGCUUGUUAUUUGCAGAAUGUCUUCUUUCUCCAUAUAUUAUUUUCAUUUUUGACUAUAGAGCUUUUAUUUAUUUUUCCUUUCUUUUCAUAUUCCUCCACAUAUUCUGUUUCUCUUGUCUUUAUUUGUAUCUGUUUCUACUUGCUGUUUGCCUACCUACUUUUCUGAAUGUCUGUUUGACUCUGUCUUAUUCUCUUCCUACCUCUCUGCCCCUCGGUCUCUGUCUCUCUUUCCCCAUAGGUUAAGACCUAUAAGGAAUCUCAGAGGUCAUUUACUCCAUUCCUCACCUCUUCCUCCCUUCACCCUAACAAUGAGAGAUGAGGACAUAGAAUCACUUGCCCAAAUUCACAGAGGACUAAAUAGCAGAAUCAAGAUUUAAGUCCAAUUUUCUAACUUCAAAUCUAGUAUUUUCCCCACAUGACCAAACUGUCUUAUGGCUUCCAUUAAAGCAAUUUCCAUUUUUAAAAAACUUUUUUUUUCUUAAAGAUGGUGUCAUUUAAUAUUCACAAUAAUGGGCUUUUGUGGAAGAUAGAGGCAUGGAGGUUUAAGGGAUUCCCUCAAGUUCUCCAAAUUGUCCUGAUGGAAACUAAAUUUUCUGGUUCUCAUUGUUCUUUCAGAUUCUGCAAAAUGCUUUGAUGAAUCAGUUUUAAAAAUUGGAAACUCACCAUUAUCUAUAUAGGCUUAUUAUUCAAUUUCUGAUUUUUUGAGCUCUUUAUUAUAGUUUAAAAACAGAUACUUGUAGCUUCAAGGGAUGGGGUCCCUUGAAGAAUUCAAAAAGUAUGAUGAAGUUUGAGAGGCAUCAAGGCAAAAUAGAUGGAGAGAAAAUUGUAGUUAGAAGACAUGGAUUUAAGUCCUACUCCUGACUGCAUGAUUCUCUUCAAGUCAAAUAACUUCUGGGUGACUCAGACAAUUCUAAGACUAUAUGUUGAUCUAUACUGUUUGAAGAAAUAGUCUCAUCUAGUGUUUGCCAACCCAAUGAGUUGGUAGACUUUUCAAUGUUUAGUCUCGAAACACACCAUGUAAGUUACUACCUUAUCCAAUCAAUCCAUUAACAUUCAUUAAGUGCCCACUAUGCACCAGGCACUGUGCUAAAUGUUCAGGAUACAAAGGGAAGAAAAAUAUAAUUCCUAGGCUCAAGGAGCUUACUAACUACCUUCCCUGCUUCCUUGUAAAGACUAGAUCUGACAGUAGCUUCACUCUCUUGACAACCAUCAAACUCAAGAAAAAGUUUUAUUUGGUUCUGUAAAUUGAUGACUACUCCUGGUUCCGUGUUUGGUAGCAAAGGAAAAUUGCAGGUCAAUGUAGUAACCUUGCAAAUAUUUGUCAUAAACCAUGUAACUUUCUGCAAUCGCAUGUAGCCUUGUAGCAGGAAAACAGUGCAUUGCAAUCAUGAAUUCCUCCUAAUUUCUGCGCCUUUCUUGAUUCUAAUUCUUGUUCCCAGAAUAAAGAAAACAAAAGAAAAAUCAUGCAUUUUGCCUCAACAAAAAAGCCUCAUUUCUUUUUUAAAGUGGGUGACAGGUGACACCUGUCAGAGCUAGGAUUUGAAUCUAAGGACUUAGUUUUGAUUUCAGAUGUGUUCCUUACUAAUUUUGUGAUCUUGGAGAAGAAGAUCUCUCACUAGUUUCCCCUAAAUCUAUGACCCUAUGAUUCUCACAAAGAAACAAUUAAAAAAUCAGCUCAAUUUGACAAGCACUCCCUGAUUUUUCUUUUCUUUUUCUUUUCCACCUCAGUUCCUUCUUUCAUUUUCUGGCUAGGCAAUAAGAUUUAAAGACUACUAUUUGAACUGAAUAUCCUAACCAUUGCUAUGGAGAAAUUUGAAGGAACUUGUACCCAGAGCCCCUGACUGCAAAGAAAUUUUAUAAUAAUGGGGAAGAGAAAUAUUUUUCCUUCACAUAUACAAGAGAUGAAGCACAUAAAAGCAUAAAGAAGUAUCCAACUGCCAGUAGCUAUAUAGUUAUUCAAGCUUUCCCCAAACAUUUAUCAAGCCCCUUUCUUAUGUAGACAGGUAUAUGUUGUAAGAGAGAAAGCUUGAAAUAAUAAAUCCUUCCUUGCUUUUAUGGAUUGAAUGGACUAGGCCUACAGGUAGAACUUUUAGAAUACUUAAAGUGACCAGAAUGAGUGGGUAAGUCUGGGAAGGCUUCAGAAGGAGGUGAGUAUUUUGAGGGAUAAUGAGGGCAAACUAAAUCCUCUCCCUUGUUUUAGCAUCAUCCUGUGGGGCUCAUGGUAGGUGCAAUAAGUAAAUGAGUGAAUGCUCAUAAAUCCCAUUUACUUCAUUCAAACUCUUCUCUUCAUUUGAUGUUUUCCUACAUAUCAAUAAGCAGAGCAUUUUCAAAUCUGUACACACACAUACACAUUAGAUAGACACAUACACAUACACACCCACUGCUCUGAGUGCAAUGCACAUGAUUUGCAAAUAAUGUCACUAUCAGGCUCAAGUACCUGCAUCUUCAUCCCAAUUAGCAUCAUCUACAGCCAGUCAGCACUUUUUAUCUAUCCUUUUUCAAACUAACCAGACUUACAGACACAGACUCAUUCAUCAAAUGGGUUAUUGUUAAUCAGAUGGAUGUGCUCUUAUGUGAAUUAGGGUCACAUUUUUUAAUUGUCGAAAAUGUGCAAGCCCCUGAAAAGUGUUUGCAAUGAAUUUUUCUCCCUAGACAUUGUCUUGAUACUAAAUAAAUCUACCAGGUGAUUAAUAAAUGCCUCAGGUAUUGAUGAAUAGAUUUUUUCCCCCUGUUUGGCUUGUAAACUGUAGAAAACCAAAAGAAAAUAGGGGCAAUUAUCUUAGCACCUGCUCUGUAAAUUGUCACAGUAAAAGUCAAAUGAAAGUUAUAUGCACAAGCCAGAAUCAUAGUAGUGAAUUGCCCCAUUCCUCCCAAUAUGGUGUGCCUACACAAAAAUUAUGUGAUGUCAAAAUGCACAGUUGGAGGUUGGAAAUUUUGCAUAGGUGAGUGCUUAUUCUUGGUUUCAAUAUUGUUUCAUUAGAAAAAAAUUCAGACCAACAUAUAUAUUCUAUUCCAAUUACUCUAGCCCUUUGUUUUCAACAAUAUGCUCAAUGCAUACAGUAUGUAGAGAAAAAAUCAGGACUGAGGAGAUACAAGAUUAAUCAGAAAUCAUUUUUGAUCUCAAGAAACUUAAAAUCUAAUAGGGAAAAAGACCCCCGUAAGUGUUUCCAGUAUAAAGGAGAAUCAAUUAACAAAUAGUGUUCUAGGCAUUGUGUUAUAUGGUGCGUAUAGAAAGUCACAAAACAAAGUUUACAUUCUAUAAUGGUAAAUGCAUAAAAGGCAUAGAAUAAAGUGAUAUCAAUCAGAGUGAGACUUUUAAGAAAAGAACCAUAACUUUAAAUUUUCAGGGCAACAUAGUUUUCAAGAAGAACUUAAGAUCCAAACUGGAUAUUAAAGGUUGGCUAACUUUGGUAGUCAUAGAUGGAAUGCUGAGAGGAGGGCAUUAUAGACAUAGAAGAGUAACGUGAGCAAACUGUGAGAAAGCAUGAGAAAGCAAAGAAUGGAUUUGGCAUAAGGAGGAAAAAAAGAAGUUGGCAAAAAUAACAGAAAUAUUUGAAAUUGUUCUGCCUGGCCCCACACUUUCCUUUUAUUUCUCCAUCUUUUUCUCUCUUUCUUAGUAUACCCCACCUUUGCUGUUUAGGCAUUCAUGUACAUGAAGUUUCUCUCUACUUAGUCUGUGUAUCUUUUCUUUCUGGCUUUGUUUUCAUUAAUCCUCACAUUGGGGCUAUGACAAAGUCCCUUGGCAGUAGUUCUAUUGCAGUAUGUAGUAGUUAUUGAUGAGAAAAAUAGUUUGUCACAAAAUUUUGAAAGAACUUUCUGGGUACUCCCCCUCCUCUUUCCCAACCCAUUUUUCAUUCCUGGUUUUCCUAUUUCCAUCCUUAAAUGCUGCCAUAAUGAUAAUGAUCUGGCCAAUUAUAUAUUUUUGCCAAACUUUCUACAUACUUGCUUCCUUCUUUUCACUUAAUAUUCUUUAAAUGAGUCACUACUGCUCAUAAUCUUACUAUAUUAUUCUGUAAGACUUUACAAAAAGUUUAUAUUCUAAAAUAAAAUUGUUUGUUUCUUGGCAAAGCAAUCAGGUGCUAUUGGCCUAAGGUAUUGUUAGGUUCUUUUGGCCUCCCUGCUGUGGCAAUUAAUUUACAGCUGCCAAACUUUCUUAUGGUAAUCUUUGGAAAUUCUUUUUCCUUUCUCCAUUACCAGUUUUUGUAGCCAUGAAUAUAUCAAUAUCUUGUUUAAAUAAAUCAAGUUGGAAUUGGUUUCAUUUUAUUUUUUCUCAUUUUAAUUUUCUUUUAAUUUGUUGUUUAUUUUAAUCUUCACUCCCACAAAUUUAUGGGACUCUGAAAUAUCUUUAUUUCAGAUACCAGUUGUUUCCUGUAAAAUUGUAAUCACCAUUUUUCUAAAUGUUAUUUGGUACUAAUUAUAGCCAAUACUUCUUAAUUGUUUCUGAAAUAGCCAUGAUUUGUAAGUGGGCAGAGGCUUCUAUGUACUAGAGAAAACUUGGACCUCUUUUUGUUUAUUAAUUUUGAAUCAAAUUGUCAAUAAUUUCCAUUAUUUCCCUAGAACCAUCUUUACUUGAAAUCAACUAAUGUUAAAGUCCAUGUUGAUUUAAUUUCAAGGAGUAGAAUGAGUUCUUCACUAAAUUUUUCUGUAAUUCUGUCUUUAGUAAAUUUUGGCAAAUAAACUGCAAUUAUAUUCA
Molecule: messenger RNA, 8309 nt
Organism: Monodelphis domestica (gray short-tailed opossum)
Lineage: Eukaryota; Metazoa; Chordata; Mammalia; Didelphimorphia; Didelphidae
Gene: PLA2G4A
Product: phospholipase A2 group IVA
Biological process (GO): glycerophospholipid catabolic process
Cellular component (GO): cytosol; Golgi apparatus; endoplasmic reticulum
Molecular function (GO): calcium-dependent phospholipid binding; calcium ion binding
Source: RefSeq, a predicted model, not a curated record